AUGGCAUGGAUUUGGCUUAUUGUCACUUUAAACUUAGCCUUCUGCUCCACAGGUUUUUCUGCUCUAAGUGCUCUAAGUGAAGAGGAACAACUAUUAAAAUAUCUGUUUGAAGAAAAGGGUUACAGAAAAGAUCUGCGACCAGUGGACCAUCCAGAUGAAACAGUAGAUGUAUAUAUUGCAUUGACACUUUCCAAUCUCAUUUCAUUGAAAGAAGCAGAUGAAACCCUCACCACAAAUGUCUGGGUUGAUCAGGGAUGGUAUGACAAUAGACUGACAUGGAAUACGACUGAAUUCUAUGACAUUGAAAUACUUAGAGUUCCUCCUGACAUGGUGUGGCAGCCAAAUCUUAUCCUAGAAAACAACAACGACGGUAAAUUUGAAGUGGCAUAUUACAGCAACGUUCUUAUACAUAACUAUGGGUACAUCUACUGGCUACCUCCUGCCAUAUUCCAAACACCGUGUUCCAUCAAUGUCAACUACUUCCCAUUUGACUGGCAGAACUGCUCUCUGAAAUUCAGUUCAUUAACUUACAACGCUAAAGAGAUAAACCUACAGCUAAAGCAAGAUACAGAAUUAGACACACAGAAAAGUUUCCCAGUGGAGUGGAUUGUCAUUGAUCGAGCAGCAUUUACAGAAAAUGGAGAGUGGGAGAUUGUCCACAUUCCAGCCAAAAAGAAUAUCGACAGGAGCGUGUCCCGUGAGAGCACCAAGUAUCAGGACAUUACAUUCUACCUCAUUAUUAAGAGGAAACCCCUCUUCUACAUUAUUAAUAUCCUGGCUCCCUGUGUUCUAAUUGCUCUGAUGGCCAACCUUGUCUUUUACCUGCCAGCUGACAGUGGUGAAAAAAUGACCUUAGCCAUAUCUGUCCUGUUGGCUCAGUCUGUCUUCUUGCUGCUAAUCUCACAGCGCCUCCCAGAGACCUCCUUGGCUAUACCACUCAUCAGCAAGUAUCUGACAUUUAUCAUGAUUCUGGUGACAAUUGUAGUUGUGAGUUGCGUUGUUGUAUUGAACAUGCAUUUUAGAACUCCCAGCACACACAUCAUGUCAGAACGGAUGAAAGAGCUCUUUCUGAAUAGACUACCUCGCCUACUGCACAUGUCACGCCCAGCGGAACCUGAACCCGAGCCAUGGAGUGGGGUGCUACAACGACGCAGCAGUUCAGUAGGAUACAUUGCAAAGGCAGAGGAGUACUUCAGUGUGAAAUCGAGAAGUGAACUCAUGUUUGAAAAGCAAUCUGAGCGCCAUGGUCUCAUUAGUCGAGCUACACCCGCACGAAUAAAUCCAGUGAACUCAGACAAUCUACAAGAUCAGUUUUAUGGUGAAAUUAAACCUGCCAUUGAUGGAGCAAACUUCAUUAUUAAACACAUGAGAGAGAAUAGAAUGACUACAAUGAGGAAAAAGAUAACUGGUAUCGUGUUGCUCGGACAGUUGAUCGCUUGUGCCUGUUUAUUGUGACCCCUGUCAUGCUCAUUGGAACACUUUGGAUAUUUCUUGGAGGAGCCUAUAACCAACCCCCAGCUUAUCCAUUUGCUGGUGACCCUUAUGAUUACAAGGAAGAAAAACAAGAGAUACAUAUAG
Molecule: messenger RNA, 1578 nt
Organism: Staurois parvus
Lineage: Eukaryota; Metazoa; Chordata; Amphibia; Anura; Ranidae
Source: the annotation of a GenBank genome assembly